Messenger RNA from Nothobranchius furzeri (turquoise killifish), 5280 nucleotides. NCBI's taxonomy places the organism in Eukaryota, Metazoa, Chordata, Actinopteri, Cyprinodontiformes, Nothobranchiidae. The record is from RefSeq and is a predicted model, not a curated record.
GUCUCACAGAGGUCUAACAGGUCCUGACGGGUCUUGUGCUUUCUAAACAGACAUGAGCAGUGAGAGGAGACAUCUGCUGGACAAAGCUCAUCCUGAAAUCCUGGCUUUCUGCCGCAGGCUGGGGCUGGUUUAUGAGGUGGUGGAUCUACGCUGGGGGAUCAGAAACGUCCUGUCUGGAGACCACAAGGCUCGUGAGAUCUUCCUGAAGGAAAUUCAGACGUGUAGGAGACUGUCAGCGGGUCCAGUUUUUGUUGGCCUUCUGGGGAACCGGUACGGUCAUCGAGAUCUUCCCCAUCUCAUCCCAGAAAAACAGUUUGAGGUUCUUCUAUCCAGACUCUCCAACAACCCUGAAGGUAUAGAGCAGCUGUGCAAGUGGUAUCAAAAGGAUGACAAUGCUGUCCCACCCAGUUUUGUCCUUCAGCCAGUCACAGCCCAAUAUCCCUACUACUGUGACCUUCGACCUGAGCACAGUCAGCUUCAUGACAACAGCGUUCUCUCCUGGUGCUUCACGGAGAGACGGCUUUUACAGCUCCUCCGCACAGCGGCUGCCUCAGCAUCGGCAGCCGGAGACAUCACGCCUGAGCAGAAACAAGCCUUCUACACAUCAGUCACAGAGAAGGAGUUCGAGCAUGGUUUGUGGACGGACAACGGUGAACUGUCCUCUUUGCUCUUCAUCCGGGAAAUUCCUCGACAGAGGAUAAAAGACGGACCCAAACGUCUUGCCAGGUUCAUGGAUGUGACAAUUGAUGGACUACAAGAUGCUGAAGCUCAGGACCUCCUCACCAAGCUGAAGUCACGGCUCUAUGCCACAUCACAUGAUAUCCUCAGUCUGCACCGUGUGGAGCUCCGAAAGGGAAGCAUCGACCCAAAGUGCAGAGAACACAUUCAGUACCUGGACAGCAUCUGUCAGCAGUUUGUCUCACAAAUGAAGGUCCGAAUUGAAGCAGCAGUCUGUCAUUCAGAGACAGGGAGGCGAAGAAAGAUCUGGGGAAGCAUGGAGCAAGAAGAAGACUUGUCAGACUGGGUGGUUGAAGAAGCAUGGCAGCACACCAAUAUGGGUGCUGAACUGAGUAAAGGUGUCUAUGGCAGAGAGGGGCUUCUGGGUAAGAUCUGCCUCGCCAUGUGGGAGUCCACAGCCACUCGUCAUGAGCCAGUGGUGGUCCACGGGGCCGCCGGCAUGGGGAAGACUUCUCUGCUGUGUAAAGUGGUGCAGGAGAUACAGGAUGUCCUGGAGUCCAAGGCUGUGCUGGUAAUCAGGUUUCUGGAUGCUCAGCAUCCUCAGAGACCUGACAUUGAUCAUGUCCUUCGCAGCAUUUGCUUGCAGGUUUGUCUGGCAUGUGGUCUGUCUCCACCCCCUCUGCUGACAGCUGGCACCCACCUGGAGCUUCUGUUGUUCUUCAGGAACAUGCUAGAGGAUGUGUCUCAGCGGGGAGACACUCUGCUUAUUGUCUUGGACUCUCUGGAGCAGCUUGCGGACAAACAUCAUGCACACAAACUACUUUGGCUUCCUGCUGAUGUCCCACCAAAUGUCCACCUGCUGGUCUCCAUGGACACCACCAGUGAGGCAUUCGCAAACAUGAGGCUGAAGCUUGACACAGUGCAGAGUUUUUUUGAGGUUAACUGUUUGUCUCAAGAAGAAGGUGAGCACAUCAUAGAGUCGUACCUUCGAGCCUGUCAGAGAACAUUAACUCAGGAGCAGAAGGACGCUGUGCUGCAGAGCUUCGAGGAGACCAGAUGUCCCCUCCACCUGAGGCUAAUCCUGUGUGCAGCCAAAUGCUGGACCUCCUUCAUUCCACGCACAGCGCUGUCGCUGGGUGCCAGCAUGGAGGAAGUCAUGUCACAGCGUCUGCAGAAUCUGGAGGAAAAACACGGGAAGGAGCUGGUGGGUGGGGCCUUAGGAUACAUUGUUUUGGCAAGAGGAGGACUGCUGGAGGUGGAGCUGCGUGACGUAAUGUCCCUGGAUGAUGAUAUCAUCAGUGAGGUGUACAAAUACUCCCUUCCUCCGACUCCUUCGUUGAUCCGACUGCCCCCCCUCUUGUGGUCCAGUCUCAGAUGGAACCUUGAAGACCAAUUGGAGGAACGCUGGAUUGAUGGAAUUGCUGCUAUUGCCUUCAGAAGCCGGCGGGUUUCUGAGGUGGUUGCAGCCCGCUACCUGACACCUGCACGACGGGGGCAGAGGCACAGGAUCCUGGCAGAGUACUUUCUGGGUCGGUGGGCGGGGAAACUGAAGCCAGCUGCUCUGCCUGGUCUGGCACUGGUGCUGUCGGACAGAAAGGUUCCGCCCCAGCCACUGUGGUUUGCCUUGGGAAUAGCUAAUGUCCGAAAACUCCAGGAGUUGUCCUAUCACCUCCUCCAUGCUGGCUUGUGGAAGGAGUUACGACAGGAAGUUAUUGGUGAGACAAACAGAACAUGUGAGUGGAUUGGUCCUGAAGUGGAGGCGGAGCUUUUAGGGAGGUCCAGUGGACCCAGCCUCUGUUGUUCUGUGUUCACAGGCAGCGCUGAGUGGCUGUUCACCAAGAGCCGGGUCUGUGGGAUAUCCUGUGUGAUCUCUGACCUGGACCACUGCUGCCAGUACAUGGACUGCUCUGAAACUGGGCUCAUCCGUGAUGCCCUGGUUCUGAUGAAGCCCAGCAUGGACUUUCUUCGUGGCCAAAUGGACAGGUCUCAAUUCUACUCUGAGCUGCUGGCCCGACUGGACCACCUGUCCUCCACCUGCCCAUCUCUGAUUGGCCAGCUGUGCAGUCAGUGUAACACCUGGCUCCAGGCGUGUCCAGAACCAGUUCUGAUUCCAAAGAGUAGCUUCCUGCAGCAGCCAGGGGGCGCCCUGCAGCACACUCUGAGCGGCCCACACGGAGGUGUGGUCUGCAUGGACAUCAGCGCCGCAGCCCAGGUGCUGGUCUCGGGUUCUGAUGAUGGCGUGGUGGCGGUCUGGAGCCUUGUGGACAAACAGCUGGUCCACAUCCUAGUGGGACACACAGCUGCCAUUUUCAGUGUGAAGGUCUCUGGAAGCUCCGCCCACUGUGUCUCAGUAGCUGCUGAUGGCUCUCUGAGGAGAUGGAGCCUAAAGAGUGGCCAGCAGCUGCUCUGCAUCCAGGAGGCAGUCCUGUUAGACUCCGCCCCUCCAUCAGUCCAUCUGCAGGUGUCGGAGCAGCUGAUGUUUGUUUACACCCAGACACAGGUGAAGGUCUGGAGGUCCGACGGGGCUGAGAUCCACCUGGACAGCAGGGAGGAGACCUGGAUGGUUCUGGGGGUUCUGGGAGAUUCUGUGGUGUUCCAGUGCAACGACGUGCAGAUCAGAAUUUGGGAUCCAGAAUACAGAAGCGAGACGUUGGUGGCGGAUGUGGAACGACCAGCGAUGCGUCUCACUCCGGUGAACAGCGUGGCUUUAGCCAAACAUGGACGUGUGCUGGUGGUGUCUGAGGAAGGCUUCCUCCAUCAGAUCUCCAUCACGGGCCAUCAGAGAGCUUCAGAGUUCCUCCUGCGACCAUCUUUCCUGUCCGUCUCUGAGGAUGAAAGACUUCUGCUUGCAGGCUGUGAGCAGACACUGACCAUCUUCAGCGUGGACAGCGGCUCUGUGGACAGGAUCCUGGACCUGCAGCACGAGGACAGCGUGCUGUCCGCCUGCGCCUCUUCAGACAGCAGACAGCUGGUCUCUGGAGCUGCAGACCAGCUCAUUCGGAUCUGGUCUGUGACCACCGGAGCGCUGCUGGACUGUCUGCGUGGCGCCGACGUCGCCGUCACGUCUGUUCUUUGCUACGACGAUUCUGUCAUUUCAGCAUCAACAGCAGCAACUUCCAUCAAGAUCUGGAGUCUGACGUACGACACCCGCCACAAACCCCCCGCCCACAUCCCAGCAGGCUCCGCCCACGUCGCCAUCACCAGAGAGGGUGAUCAGGUUUUCUACGCCCACCGUCAGAGCCAGAGGGAGGUCUUCAGCUGGAACUGUCACACAGGUCAGAACCCCCGGUCCAGGUCAGACUUUCUGCUAAUCCUUCAGAGUAAAGACGAUCCUCCUGACCUUCUGAAGGCUUUGAGGAGGUCUCUGUCGGACCAUUUCCCAGUCUCUGCUGAAGUUUCCUGUCUGGAGUUGGCGCAGCAGAAACGUUUGCUGGUCUGUGGUUUGAUGAGCGGUACCGUCCUAAUCUACCCUGUUCGUCUGCCCCAGGAGACACUCUGCAUCCCGCCCCCAGAGACCCCAACCCAGGUGCUCUGCCUGGCCAUCAGCUCUCAGGAGAACCACAUGGCAGUGGCCUAUGAGGACUUUGUGUCGCUGUUUGAGAUCACCAGCAGAGACAGCUUCCCCACGGUGGAAGGCCCCCUGGGAAGGAUCUCACUGUCCCUGCUCCACGCUCCCCUGUCCUCCAUGGCCCUGCUGCCAGACUGCAGGAUCCUGUAUGGGACCAGAUGUGGUGAGGUGAAGCUGGCAGACUUUGGUGGCGGUGCUGGCUUCGACCUGCAGCCUCAUUGCAGCCGAGUCACUUGUGUGACUGUCAGUACCGGGGGAACACACGCCCUGGUGGGGUCCCAGGACGCGGUGCAGAGACUCUGGGCCUUGGACCCGCUGGUCUUGGACCACACUGUGGAGUGCAAGGGUUUGUUCUCCGAGGAUAUCCUCUGUGCUUGCUUCUCUGACAGCAACCGCUUCGUUUUCACCGGAUCUCAGGACCGGACCAUCAAAGUCUGGGACGUAGCCUCAGGAAAGCUGCUGCUGGUUCAGUACGUCUACUCUCCUGUGGUCCGCAUGGUUUCAACCAGAAACGGGUUUGUGGCCUUAGCCAAGCAGGGUUCUGUCAUCAGAGAGGAGUUUCGCUGUCCAGAGCACAUAAGUCCAGAACACAACCCUCUGAGGAGCGUCAAGGCCCAGUACCGGGUCACGUCCAGGGAGAAGGACCAGGAACAGCAGCAAACCUGUGUAUCCGACCUGCAGGACUUCAACCCGGCCCAGCUGGACCUGAAGAGCAUGUUCAGGACCAAAGCCUCACCCACAUGUGUUCUCCUGUAGUUGAAGCGUGGUGUUGAAGAAGGCCGUGAAAGGUUAAACAGCGUUUACAGCCUGCUUCAUCAGUGUGCCACUGGUUAACUGUCUGGUCUCCAAACCAGACCACACACUGCUCCUGACCUUGCCCCCGGGAGGUCGAAGCCAUAACAACCUCUCCUGCAAACCACAAGGUCUCCUCACAAGAUGUGACUCUUUAUACUUUUAUUUGGUCUCAUGAAGGAUUUCCUAACUUUACCAGUUAUUUACAAUCAUGGUUUGUUUGAUCUAAAGUGAUUUAAUAA